CCAAGAAAUUACAUCUACUCUCUACAUUGCGGUCCUUGUUGCUUUUCUAUAGAGAAGCGGUGUCUCACUUUUGUUGUGUGAGUGUAUCCACCACCUCUCAGUAACACCUUGCUCAGAGGUGUUGACCUGGAACGGUCAAUCCCGUCCAAGAAGAUGACAGACAAUACACCUUCUGAAGAAUCAAGCACUUUAUGAUGGGAGGUCAUCAGUCAUCUUGUUCUUUGUUAUGCAAGCCGUCUUUCGAGCAAUAGCUCCUUCCGAUCUUCCUGCUUCAGCCUGGGCUGUUGUUCGGUGCCUCAUAUGACGGUAGCGAUACCUUGUUAAUGCUCAACAGAAGUUUCCGCCUGCUUCUUUUUGACAUGGCGAGUUUUAGGAGAGCUGUGUGCCUGCCGGGGAAGUGCUGGGAGCAAUGGAGACAGUUGGCAAUCCCAUCUUUCCACCUCCCAUGUGUUUCUUGGCCUGGUAGCGUCUAUUUGAUUUCCCCUGACCCUUCAGAUGUACCACCCCCAGCGUUGUCUCACAAUUAGUUUACAAUUCGACCCAAGUCUCAAGUCUCUUCUUUUUAAAGCUUCGCAAGGCUCGGCAACAAAAACGAGUCGAAGAUUCGCCUCAUCCCUGUGUUGGGCUUCCUCCUUACGGCAGUCGAAGGGCUCCGCACAGGAAGGGGUAGUCCUCUCCUGCGUCCGGGCAUCUCGAAACACAUCAACAAGGUCGGCAAAUCGACUGCUGCUGUGUUUCCUGACCCUCAAGACAAGCCGUUUCCCAAGCACAAUUUUCUGAACGCCAACAGCACGAAAUUUGCCGUCAAUGGCAUCGCCAUUCCCGAUGUCGACUUUGGCGUUGGCGAGUCGUACGCUGGCUCCCCGAUGAGCAAAGCAACCUCUUCUUUUGGUUCUUUCCCUCGCCAAACAAAGCAGCGGAUAAGGAGAUUCUGAUCUGGCUGAAUGGUGGUCCUGGCUGCUCCUCUUUCGAGGGUCAUUUACAAGAACACGGUCCCUUCCUUUGGCCACCAGGGACUUUAAAACCCGGUUCUCGACGGGUGUUCCAACCAUCACCAAUGAGGAAGAGCUCGCUGCUCGGUUUCUAGGAUGGUGGAAGAGUUUCGUCGACACCUUCGGCAUGCAGGGCUACAAGGUGUACAUUUCUGGAGAAUCCUAUGCCGGAAUGUACGGCCCUUACAUUGCCAACGCCAUUCUCAACACAAACGACACCACCUACCACCAACUAUCCGGCAUGUACCUGGGGGACGCUGUCAUCGGCGACAACACCCAACUCUACCAAAGCAUCCCCAUGCUCCGCUUCGUUGAAUACCACAGCUCUCUUUUCCCCUUCAACAACACCUUCCUCGACAAGAUCAGGACUACUGACGCCGAGUGCGACUACCCCUCCCUCCUCGACAACCACCUCGUCUACCCUCCUAUUUCCCACCUGCCCUCCAUCCUCCCAGAAGUAUCGGAAAACGGAACCGUUACAGAGGAAUGCACCUCUCUCUGGUGGUGGAUCCUAGAAGCCGCCCUCUGCCUCAACCCCUGCUUCGACAUGUACCACAUCAUCGCCUCCUGCCCCCGCGUGUCUGAUGUUCUCGGGUUCCUGGCAGGGAUCGAGUACGUCCCCGAGGGGGAGAAGAGAUACUUUGACCGCGGCGACGUAAAAGCCGCCAUCCACGCACCGAGGAAUGUCACUUGGGAGGUCGAAGAGGACGGCUCCGGACCGUCCAUCAUCCACGCUUUGCCGAGUGUUAUCGACAAGACCCAAAACGUCAUCAUCGACCACGGGCAGCUGGACAUGGUCCUGCCAUCAAACGGCUCCCUUCUCGCGAUCCAGAACAUGACGUGGGGAGGGAAACUCGGCUUUCAGAACAGGCCCUCGGAGCCGUUUUAUGUCCCUGAUACAAAUGUCGUGGGGGAGAACAAGGUGGCUAUUGGUGGCGAGGGCGUGCUGGGGAGCAUGGUGUCGGAGAGGGGGCUGACGUGGGUGGGGGUGAACCUGGCGGGCCAUAUACUGGUCGAGGCGCAGCCUGGUGCUUCGUAUCGGCAGCUGGAGUACUUGCUCGGGAGGGUUGACUGCAUGAAUUGCACGACACCUUUUACGGUUGGGCAUCUGUAUUACUUUGAUCAGGCACCGAAUGAGAUGGGCGAGGGGACGGCGCCUCAGGGUUGGAGUGAUCACAAGCCGGAGGAGGGCUUGUAG
Podospora pseudocomata is the source of this 2190-nucleotide messenger RNA. RefSeq lists its product as uncharacterized. The record is from RefSeq and is a predicted model, not a curated record. Gene Ontology annotation, molecular function: serine-type carboxypeptidase activity. Gene Ontology annotation, biological process: proteolysis. The coding region runs from base 1120 to 2190 and encodes 356 amino acids. The transcript is spliced from 6 exons. NCBI's taxonomy places the organism in Eukaryota, Fungi, Ascomycota, Sordariomycetes, Sordariales, Podosporaceae.